AUGAACAAAGGAAUAGAAAUACUAGAAGAGACAAUCUUUAAAACAUCGGCAGAGACACUUCUCCACGAGUUCACUUUGAUAAAGAAGGACUCAUCUAAAGAGCCCACUUCAUUAAUUGCUGUGGACGGCAAUGGGAAUAAAACAAUCCUUUGCACACUUGUUCCGGGCGUUAAUGAAGCUAUUGUGGCAAAUACAAUUCUUCAGCCAGGCGAGAAUUUCAAGCUAUCAACUACAACGCAGAAUGCAAUACACAUUUCUUAUUUAGAAAGUGAAUAUGAAAAAAGUCCUUGCGGGAGUACUUCUUUAGUUACAUUACGAAUUAAAGAAAACGAAAAGGUUUUAGUCACCGGCCCAACUGUGUACACUCUGGUGUCAAUAGCUUCCUGCGACUCUGAAAGACUUUCACUCUGCCUUUUAGUGAAUGGAGAGGAGGUAACUCUGGCAAAUCUUGUGCCAAACCGAAUUGAAACAGCAGAAAUCUCUUUAGAAACCUUUGAAGAUGAGGAGCUACAGCUAUUCAUUGUAGGAAAGGGUGAAGUUGAGCUAAUUGGGUACGUAUCGCCUGAAGAGGAUCAUGAAGAGGUGUCUGAUGAAGAAAAGUGCUACGAAUGUGGGCAUUUCUUUGAAGAAUGCGCCUGCGAUAGUGAGGAAUACACUGAUGCAUCAGAAGAAAGCGAAGAAAUUAACGAUAACGAGUUUCUGUCUGACGAAAAGAUGGAGCAGUUCUUAGGAGUAAGUCCAGCGGCAAAGAAAAAGUCAUCAAAUAAACCGCAGGAAGAAGACCCAGCACCUAAGGAAAAAAACUAUCAAAGGAAGAGAAGAAACUUGCUGAAAGAGAAAGAGACUUAA
Molecule: messenger RNA, 849 nt
Organism: Nematocida parisii ERTm1
Lineage: Eukaryota; Fungi; Microsporidia
Exons: 1
Coding region: 1-849 (282 amino acids)
Source: RefSeq, a predicted model, not a curated record